This is a messenger RNA of Penicillium mononematosum, 3602 nucleotides long. RefSeq names its product DDB1/RSE1 family protein. Gene Ontology annotation, biological process: mRNA splicing, via spliceosome. Lineage: Eukaryota; Fungi; Ascomycota; Eurotiomycetes; Eurotiales; Aspergillaceae. Gene Ontology annotation, molecular function: U2 snRNA binding; protein binding. The record is from RefSeq and is a predicted model, not a curated record. Gene Ontology annotation, cellular component: U2 snRNP; nucleus. The coding region runs from base 1 to 3591 and encodes 1196 amino acids. The transcript is spliced from 5 exons.
AUGGCUACCACAUCGCACAUGUUUAUGUACUCCCUGACGAUCCAGCCCCCAACUGCCAUCACACAGGCUAUUUUGGGCCAAUUUGCAGGUACCAGGGACCAGCAGAUUGUCACCGCGUCAGGCUCGAAAUUGACCAUCCAUCGGCCUGACCCGGCACAGGGCAAGAUCACACCACUCUUCUCUCAGGAUGUUUUCGGCAUCAUUCGCUCCCUCGCAGCUUUCCGCGUAGCUGGAAGCAGUAAAGAUUACAUCAUCAUCGGCUCCGACUCGGGUCGCAUCACGAUCGUUGAAUAUGUUCCAUCCCAGAACCGCUUCAAUCGCAUCCAUAUGGAGACAUUUGGAAAGUCUGGAGUUCGCCGCGUCGUGCCGGGUCAAUACCUCGCGGUAGAUCCAAAGGGGCGUGCGUGUCUGAUUGCUUCUGUGGAAAAGAACAAGCUGGUCUAUGUUCUCAAUCGCAACUCGCAGGCAGAACUUACCAUUUCCUCACCACUGGAAGCCCACAAGCCCCAGACCUUGGUAUUCGCCAUGAUCUGCUUGGACGUUGGUUAUGACAACCCCGUUUUCGCUGCUCUCGAGGUGGACUACUCGGAAGCUGACCAGGAUCCCACCGGUCAAGCGUAUGAAGAAAUCGAGAAGGUCUUGGUGUACUACGAGCUUGAUCUCGGUUUGAACCACGUUGUCCGCAAGUGGUCUGACCCUGUCGACCGCACAGCAUCCAUGCUCUUCCAGGUACCCGGAGGAGAUGAUGGUCCCAGUGGUGUCUUGGUAUGCGCGGAGGAUAACAUUACCUACCGCCACUCUAACCAAGGUGCGUUCCGUGUGCCUAUCCCGCGACGCAGCGGGGCCACCGAAAAUCCUGAGCGCAAGCGGUCGAUUGUCUCGGGAGUCAUGCACAAAAUGAGAGGUGCUUUCUUCUUCCUUCUCCAAACAGAGGAUGGUGACCUGUUCAAGUUGAACCUGGAAAUGGUCGAAGACAAGCAGGGCAAACCCACCGGAGAAGUGAAGCGACUGACGAUCAAAUACUUUGAUACGAUUCCUGUAUCAACGAACCUGCUGAUCCUGAAGAGCGGUUUCCUCUAUGCUGCCAGCGAAUCUGGAAAUCACAAUUUCUACCAAUUCGAAAAGCUUGGUGACGAUCCCAGCGAGGCCUUCUUCUCCAGCGAUUCAUUCUCGGCUGAUCCUUCUGUGCCUUUAACGCCGACCUACUUCCAUCCUCGAGGCGCUGAAAAUGUCAACCUCAUGGAAAGCAUGAACUCUUUGAGCCCUCUGAUUGACAGCAAGAUCCUCAAUCUGAGUGAGGAUGACGCACCUCAAAUCUACACAAUCUGUGGCUCCGGGGCUCGAAGCACAUUCCGGACUCUAAAGCACGGGCUUGAAGUCUCGGAGAUCGUGGAGUCGGACCUUCAACAGGUGCCUUCGGCUGUAUGGACAACCAAAUUGACGCGAGACGAUGAGUUUCACACAUACAUCAUUCUCUCUUUUGCAAAUGGUACUUUAGUCCUGAGCAUCGGCGAAAUUGUCGAAGAAGUUUCAGACACAGGAUUCCUUUCUUCGGCUCCAACUCUGGCAGUGCAGCAACUUGGUGAGGAUUCUUUGGUCCAAGUUCACCCUCGUGGCAUUCGUCAUAUCCUUGCAGAUCAGCGAGUCAAUGAAUGGCCCGCUCCACAGCAUCGGUCUAUUGUUGCAGCAGCCACGAAUGAACGUCAAGUUGCAGUCGCACUCAGCUCUGGUGAAAUUGUCUACUUUGAAAUGGACGCAGAUGGGACACUAGCGGAGUAUGACGAGCGACGACAGAUGUCUGGUACCGUCACCUCCUUGAGCAUGGGAGAGGUUCCCGAGGGCCGCAUGCGAAGCUCGUUCCUGGCUGUUGGAUGUGAUGACUCUACCGUCCGCAUCCUCAGCUUGGAUCCAGACUCAACUCUCGAGAACAAAUCAGUUCAAGCAUUGACAUCUGCACCAUCUGCCCUCCAAAUUAUGGCCAUGGCCGACUCGAGCUCGGGAGGCACCACUCUUUAUCUCCACAUCGGUCUUUACUCUGGUGUCUACCUCCGUACUGUGUUGGACGAGGUGACUGGUGAGCUUUCGGACACUCGAACUCGCUUCAUUGGUGCCAAGCCUGUGAAACUAUCCCAGGUGUCGGUCAAGGGCCAAACCGCUGUUCUCGCGCUCAGCACCCGUCCCUGGCUGGGAUACUCUGACGUCCAAACCAAGAGCUUCAUGCUCACACCCCUGGACUACGUCGGACUAGAAUGGGGAUGGAAUUUCUCCAGUGAGCAGUGUGUGGAGGGCAUGAUCGGCAUUCAAGGCCGCAGUCUACGGAUCUUCACUGUUGAAAAAUUGGACAACAACAUGCUCCAAGAGUCCAUCCCUCUCUCUUACACUCCUCGACGUUUUGUGAAGCAUCCCGACCAACCCCUCUUCUACGUCAUUGAAUCUGACAACAAUCUCAGAAUGGCGAGGCUACAGACCUCGACCUCCCCCCCCGCAGACUUUGGAUAUCCCCGAGCCACUGGCCACUGGGCCUCAUGUAUCCAGGUUGUGGACCCAAUCGCCACCAAAUCCGUGAUCUUCAAUCUUGAUCUUGAGGAUAAUGAGGCAGCAGUCAGCCUUGCCGCGGUAUCUUUCUCCAGUCAAGAUGAUGAAACUUUCUUGGUUGUGGGAACCGCCAAGGACAUGACCGUCAGCCCUCCCUCGUCCUCUUGUGGUUUCAUCCAUAUCUAUCGGUUCCAGGAAGAUGGUCGUGAGUUGGAGUUCAUUCACAAGACCCAAGUUGAUGAGCCUCCUCUCGCUCUUCUUGGCUUCCAAGGCCGCCUCCUGGCAGGCAUCGGCCCCAUUCUUCGUGUGUACGACCUUGGCAUGAAGCAACUAUUACGGAAAUGUCAAGCACCGGUGGUCCCUAAGACCAUCGUGGGCCUACAGACUCAAGGUAGUCGAAUCAUUGUUAGCGACGUCCGCGAGAGUGUCACCUACGUUGUCUACAAGUACCAGGACAAUGUCUUGAUUCCGUUCGCGGAUGAUUCCAUCGCACGUUGGACAUCGAGCACAACUAUGGUUGAUUACGAGACGACUGCUGGUGGUGACAAGUUCGGAAACCUGUGGCUGGUCCGUUGCCCUAGUAAGGUCUCUGAACAGGCCGACGAGGAUGGAUCUGGGGCGCACCUCAUCCAUGAAAAGGGUUAUCUCCAUGGGACCCCGCACCGCCUCGAAUUGAUGGUUCAUUUCUACGCCCAGGAUAUUCCCACUAGUCUGCACAAGACUCAAUUAGUCGCUGGAGGCCGCGACAUUGUGGUCUGGACUGGCUUCCAAGGCACAAUUGGAAUGUUUGUUCCUUUUGCCAGCCGUGAGGAUGUCGACUUCUUCCAGCUUUUGGAGACACAGCUUGCUUCCCAGCAACCCCCUCUGGCUGGACGAGACCAUUUGAUGUACCGCGGUUACUAUGCCCCUGUGAAGGGUGUCAUUGAUGGAGAUCUUUGCGAAAUGUAUCUCCUGCUGCCUAAUGAUACGAAGUUGAUGAUUGCGGGCGAACUCGAUCGAUCCGUUCGCGAGAUCGAGCGCAAGAUUUCGGAUAUGCGAACAAGGGUGGCGUAUUGAUUUCUGAUUGG